AUGGGUACUACUGGUUCUAAUGAUCUAUUAUCAUUCAGAACGAGAUUAGAAAAAUUGCAAGAAAUAUUGGAAGACGAAGAUAAAAAUCUCGAUUAUAAUGACAUAUAUUUGAAUGCAAUAGAACUUAAUAAGAUAUUCAAUGAGAUAUCAAAUGAUUUACCAACAUAUGAUAUGGAACGUUAUUCUUCACAACUUCAAUCGCUAUUGAAAGUGAUCAAUUCAAAGAAUAUAAGUAAUAAUACGUCAUCUUCUAAUAGUAGAAGAUUUAAAUUCAAGAAAACUUCAUCGUUACGGAAGAAGACAGCGAAGGUUGAAGAAAAGACAAAUAAUGGGGAAUUAACAAGUGUUGAUCUGAACACGAGUGGGAAAUCAAUUCAUUUAUCAGUAGAAAGGACACAGGCAUAUAAAAAUCUAGUAAAUUGCAUUGUUGUUUCAGGAUCUAACAUAAUACCAGAAGAUGAGAAUGUUAACGGCUCGUUAUCUUUCCAUAAUAUUGAUAAUACACUUAUCAAUCUACAAUCCAUACCUUUCAAUAAUGGAAGUUUUUUCAUUUCAAACUGCAAAAACUCAGUGAUUUUAUUAGCAACUCGAACAAAUAAUACUAUUCAAGUACGAUUACAUGAACUGAACAACUGUAAGAUAUACAUCCAAUCAGCAAUAUCUGGCAGAGAGGGAGAGAACAAAGACCAAAAUGUUAUUUUAGAAAAUUGCUCUGGUAUCAUCUUCCAUGAGAGAUCAAAACCAUAUUUGGAAAUUCAAGACUUCACCAAUUUAAACUUGAAUGGAAGUUAUACAAGUAAUGAAUGCUACAGGUUUGAUGACUUUGACUUCUUUUGCAAUGAUUCACAGUCGCUAACAAAAAAAUAUAUAUCGUAUAACCCACAGAACUAG
Molecule: messenger RNA, 891 nt
Organism: Naumovozyma dairenensis CBS 421
Lineage: Eukaryota; Fungi; Ascomycota; Saccharomycetes; Saccharomycetales; Saccharomycetaceae
Gene: CIN2
Product: GTPase-activating protein CIN2
Exons: 2
Coding region: 1-891 (296 amino acids)
Biological process (GO): tubulin complex assembly; post-chaperonin tubulin folding pathway
Cellular component (GO): cytoplasm
Source: RefSeq, a predicted model, not a curated record